Molecule: messenger RNA, 777 nt
Organism: Symbiodinium pilosum
Lineage: Eukaryota; Dinophyceae; Suessiales; Symbiodiniaceae
Source: the annotation of a GenBank genome assembly
AUGUUCAAGCUCACUUGUCAGAGGACCUUCAUUCAUGCCGAAGACGAAGAAGACAGGUCGGCGACGUGUCAGAGACGCUCGCAGAGCGAGCCCCCAGUUGAGCGGACUGCAGAGCAGACGUAUGCAAGUGCCUUGAAAAGCCGUGCAGACCAACUCCAUUACUGGCUUCGCAAGAAGCGCCAGGGAGGAGGUUUUAAGCAGACGGAUGACAAUGAGAAGGAGGCAGGCGCCGAGGCUUCUACGGAAGCAGAGACCCAAGAGAGCACCAACAGCCUGCGCGUCUCCAGCAAGAGCUCCGUCAUUUCUGAAUCGGAGUUUGAGAUGUCUCAAGGAAGCCUUGGACAUCCAGAGGUUUGCCACAGGCCCUGCGUCAACUUUGCGAGGGGAUGGUGUGCGGCUGGCUCCUCCUGUGAUUACUGCCACCUCUCGCACGUGGAGACCCCUCUUGUGACCGCGAACAAGGAAGUCCGAGCCAUCUUGCAAGUUGCCAACGAGUCUGAUCUUCUGGUGCCUGCGUUGAAGCACGCCCGAGCCCGUGCGGCUGACAAGGGCUUCGUGGACGCUGCUGAGGAGGUGCUGCAGCUGCUGAAGAUUCGCGUGAGCCAGCUGGACAGCACAUCGGGCCUCAACCAGAAGCAGCAGGGAAAACUUGAUCGAUUUAUGGCCAAGAUGCCGUUCUCUGGCCUGAUGGGCCUUGCACUACGCAAGUCUCAAGACAGUAGCCAUGCUGAGCAGGUCAAGGCGGCAGUGGAUAGCUUGCGAAGCAACCUGUCCUAG